AUGAGAGCAUAUGUGGUGAACAAGUGGGUCCAUCCGUCUGAGCUCAAGCUUGUCGACGACGCGCCAGAGCCAGAAGCCACAGGGGACGAAAUACUCGUGGAUGUGUUCUCGUCAGCUCUGAAUUUCUUCGAUAUAUUGCAAGUUCAAGGAAAAUAUCAAGUUAAACCUCCAUUUCCUUUCAUCCUUGGUGCGGAGUUCGCUGGCGAGGUUGCCCAAGGCUCCCCGAUCCCAGAAGGUUGUCCCUAUAAGCCUGGCGAUAGAGUAUUCGGCACUGCACAGGGAUGCUUUGCAGACAAAUUGGUUGUCAAAUGGCAAGCUGUGGUUCGGCUUCCGGACAACCUGACUUUUGAUCAGGGUGCAGGACUACACAUUACAUGGCCGACCAGCUAUGAGGCUCUGUUUGGUCGUGCACAGCUCAAGCCAGGCGAAUCUAUCCUCGUCCAUGCGGCUGCCGGCGGUGUAGGCAUUGUUGCUGUUCAAUUGGCCAAAGCACUGGGUGCCACAGUUAUUGCAGCAGCAGGAUCACAGUCUAAACUUGAUAUUUGUAAGACGUACGGGGGAGCUGAUUAUACGGUAAACUACUUGGAAAAGGACUGGCAGAAAGAAGUCUUGAGGAUCACGAGUGGUAAAGGCGUAGAUGUUGUCUAUGAUCCAGUCGGGCGAAUUGCUGAAUCACUAAAAUGCAUCGCCUUCAAAGGGAGAGCCGUCGUAAUUGGCUUCACCGGGGGCCAGAUCGAGAAGCUUCCGCUAAACAUAGUACUGCUCAAGAAUGUUACUAUCAUGGGCCUCCACUGGGGCCUAUAUACCCACAAGGAACCAUCUCGUAUUGCAAUAGUAUGGGAGGAACUGUUAAGGCUAUUCGCUUCUGGUCGCAUGAAACCUAUAUUAUAUGACAAGAUUUUCUCCCUAGACGAGGUCGUAGUAGGGUUGGAUGCACUAGAGAAACGGCGGACAUGGGGGAAGGCAAUUGUGCGCAUCAAGGAUGAGAAUCAGCGGAUCGUAGCAAAGCUUUAA
Molecule: messenger RNA, 1014 nt
Organism: Suillus clintonianus
Lineage: Eukaryota; Fungi; Basidiomycota; Agaricomycetes; Boletales; Suillaceae
Exons: 9
Coding region: 1-1014 (337 amino acids)
Cellular component (GO): mitochondrion
Molecular function (GO): zinc ion binding; oxidoreductase activity
Source: RefSeq, a predicted model, not a curated record